Molecule: messenger RNA, 1108 nt
Organism: Monopterus albus (swamp eel)
Lineage: Eukaryota; Metazoa; Chordata; Actinopteri; Synbranchiformes; Synbranchidae
Product: ADP-ribosylation factor 4
Exons: 6
Coding region: 167-709 (180 amino acids)
Molecular function (GO): GTP binding; GTPase activity
Source: RefSeq, a predicted model, not a curated record
ACGUCAAUUAUUCCGCGUUGUCCUGAACGUGGCAUCGAGGAGGUGCUGCGCCCAUUCUGAUUCAUUUUUGGUCUCUGCCUAGCAGCUGCUACCGGAUUAACCGGUCGAAACUUCCCCCUGUCAGGUUUUUAAUUUUUCCGACUUUAAACCGGGAAAUAUUAGUAAAAUGGGUCUAACGAUCUCGUCGCUGUUCUCCAGGGUCUUUGGCAAGAAGCAGAUGAGGAUCCUGAUGGUGGGUUUGGACGCAGCUGGAAAAACGACGAUCCUGUACAAACUGAAGCUCGGAGAGAUCGUCACCACCAUCCCAACUAUCGGCUUUAACGUGGAGACGGUGGAGUACAAGAACAUCUGUUUCACAGUCUGGGAUGUCGGUGGUCAGGACAAGAUCAGACCUCUGUGGAGACACUACUUCCAGAACACACAGGGUCUGAUCUUUGUAGUGGACAGUAAUGACAGAGAGCGUGUAGCAGAGUCUGCUGAGGAACUUUCCAAGAUGAUCCAGGAAGACGAGUUGAAGGAGGCGGUUCUUCUGGUGUUCGCCAACAAACAGGAUCUUCCCAACGCCAUGGGUGUCAGUGAACUCACCGACAAACUGGGUCUGCACAGCCUGCGCAGCAGAACUUGGCACGUUCAAGCCACCUGUGCCACUCAGGGUACAGGUCUGUACGAGGGACUUGACUGGCUGUCCAAUGAGCUGUCAAAACGUUAACCACCUGAUGGGUAGCAGGAAGCAGCAGACUGAUGUCACUGACUGAUGUCAUCAUGUACAAACUGAGGAGAAGGAUGUGCAUUUCACAGGACUUUUUUUUUUUAAGUUAUGUCUGUAGGAGGAAGUGAUGACAUGGACUCUGAGCUCACCUUGAUUUCCCAUUAUCCUCUUCUGUUUUUCCUGCAGAUGUUAGGUCUUUUUUUUUUCUUUUAAUUUGCAUGUUUUAACUGAAUCAUGUGACAGGAAGUAGAAUGGGGUGGGGCUUAAGACAGGUGACAAUCACCUGGUCAUGUGAUGACUCAUUCCACAGAGCCGAACCUGAAGGCCUCAUCAUUCCUUUUUAAUGUGAAGAAGAAAUGGUGAGACAACGAUGCAAUAAAGGGUUUUAUGUUUGAAAGA